Messenger RNA from Suillus paluster, 2064 nucleotides. RefSeq lists its product as uncharacterized. The transcript has 12 exons. Lineage: Eukaryota; Fungi; Basidiomycota; Agaricomycetes; Boletales; Suillaceae. The record is from RefSeq and is a predicted model, not a curated record. Bases 310 to 1935 code for a protein of 541 amino acids.
CAGUGGUAACUUCCUUCAGGACUGAAGUAUGUACCUCCGCCGCGCCGACAAAUACAGCGAUCCCAAACCCGGCCCUUGUUCGGAACCGGCAUCAUUGAGGAAGCGCAAGAGACACCCUGGCUUAACUUUGGUCGCUAUUCGGCUCGGGAGACAGGCGUCAACAUAUACCUGGGCAUCGUGGAAUGAUCCACGGAGGCUUUUCAUACCCAGGAAUAUAUAUGCACUUUGAUAUGCACCCUGCCGGUUCUUAAAAAGCCGCCAGAACCUCAGGCAAGGUAUCUUGACAGACUUUGUUCCUCCCCUUCAAUCAUGGAAUCGUCAAAAUCGCGACCAACUCCAUUGGUGCUCAAUGACUAUCCUGAAGUUCCCAACGUCCCUUCUUCUCCUACUUCCAGUGGGCAGGGCUUAUCGCACCCGUUCGAUGCCAUUAUACCUCCUGCACAUACCCAUAGGACGCUCGUGCUGUGCUUUGAUGGAACCGGUGACCAAUUUGAUUCCGAUAAUUCCAACAUCGUCCAGCUUUUCAGCAUGCUAGUCAAGGACGAUCCCUCUCAGCAAAUGGUGUAUUAUCAGGCUGGCAUAGGAACAUACUCUAUCCCAGAAAUGGCCACACCCAUGAUGGCGAAGCUCUCCAAGACUGUUGACAUGAUGAUUGGGAAUCAUCUCAACGCCCAUGUGAUGGGAGGAUACGAGUUUCUCAUGCAGAAUUAUGACGCUGGUGAUAAGAUUUGCAUCUUCGGCUUUUCACGAGGCGCCUACACAGCGCGCGCGCUUGCUGGAAUGAUUCAUAAAAUCGGCCUUUUGCCUCGCUGCAACCAUCAGCAGGUUCCUUUUGCAUACAACAUGUACAGCCGUGACGAUGAUGAAGGAUGGAAACAAAGUACCGCAUUCAAGAAGGCCUUCUCUAUCAACGUGGAUAUUGAAUUUGUUGGUGUUUGGGAUACCGUUGAUUCGGUAGGAAUCAUUCCUAGACGAUUGCCCUUUACACGGGCGAACGACAAUAUCAGGUACUUCCGUCACGCAAUGUCUCUUGACGAACACCGGGCGCGCUUCAAGCCAAGUCGUUGGGCGCGCCUGACGGAGGAGGACAAGAAGAAGUAUGGCGUCAAACGUCACGAAAUGCCUCGCAGCUUCCGGAGGCAUCCGCCCUCACAGCAGAAUGGCAACGGCAAUCACAGCAGCCCAGACAGUCAAGAAACCAAGGGGUCGCAUCACCAUCACCACUCCGACUGUCUGCCUGAACUACAGCGUCAAUACACAACUUCCUUCGCUGAGACGAACGUCGAAGAGGUUUGGUUCGCUGGGUGUCAUUGCGACGUCGGCGGAGGUUCUGUCCCGAACGGUACCCGCAAUAGUCUAGCCCGCAUACCACUUCGCUGGAUGAUUCGAGAGAUAUUCAAGCUUGAGGUCGGCAUUCUCUUCCACCAGAACAUGUUCAGACAAAUUGGCAUGGAUUCUGCAACGCUCUACCCACAUGUACUUGAGCGGCCUCCUGCAGUAUUUCAAGUUCCGAAACCCCCAUCUCCUCCUGGCACGCCGGAUUCGACAGUAAAGGCCCUUAUGAUUGCUGCGCCCAAAAUCGUCACCGAUGAUCCCACAGUCGUCGCCUAUAGUGAUGAUGGCACUUUCCUGAACGAGGAACUCGAGGACCUGGCUGACGCCGUGACCGAAGAUUAUGACCAGCUCCGCAUCGCACGUUACUGGUGGAUUCUAGAGGUCAUUCCGCAGAUGCUUCGCUACCAGGAUGACGAUGAUGACUCUUGGGUCGACAAGUACACGGUUAAUAUGGGACAGGGCCGGCACGUUGCGCGCCAACACAAGGACGGCGUCAAAGUCCAUAGGUCUGUCAAAAUUCGUAUGGAGGCAGAUAACCUCAAAUAUGGGAAGUACUGGCCCAGGGCGAAACUGAGGGUGGAGCCUCAAUGGAUUGACUGAGCUGUUCCCGUGUAAUUCGCACGUUUCUAUGUUAUGAUCUGCGAUUUUGUGAUAUUUUACACAUGUACGUAGUACUUGCUUUAUUGUAGUUGUAGUAAACGACCAUUUUUCUUGCUGCACGUUCUUGGG